Messenger RNA from Aspergillus fijiensis CBS 313.89, 1037 nucleotides. RefSeq lists its product as uncharacterized. The record is from RefSeq and is a predicted model, not a curated record. The transcript has 2 exons. Bases 113 to 883 code for a protein of 256 amino acids. Lineage: Eukaryota; Fungi; Ascomycota; Eurotiomycetes; Eurotiales; Aspergillaceae.
GACCCAUUUCACAAAGGCUCUCCAUUCUGCUGCUUCCGAUAAAUGAUGGUACUUUUCACGCCUCGAUGUUAAGAACGAGGUCGAAUUAAUAUUGAAGCAAAGGGCAAGUAAAAUGUUUCUGUGGGUCCAUCUAUCACUGGAAUAUUUGCGCAGGAUUAAAGCAAAAGAGCCCGAUACAUUUGUCGCCAAGUUAAAGGCUGUGCCUCCCGACACCAAAGGCCUCUAUUCUAUACUCUUAGCCACCAUUUCGAAGGACCAGGACCCCGAAGGGCAAGAACAAAUCCGACUGAUACUGACACUCCUCGUAUAUGGUUUGCAUAAAGAGUUGUCCGAAGUUCCGGGUUUUCUCUCUGCUGUCAACUACAAACCUGGGAAGCAAUGGUCAAAUCUCACUGCCCGAGAUGUUCUGGAUUCAUGCCCUACGAUUGUUGAGCUAACCUCCUCAUCACCUCAGAAGUUUCGAUUGAUUCAUUUUUCAGUUAAGGAAUUCAUUCAAACAUUAGCAGAGUACAGUCCCGAGACCGCGCAUGCUCGCAUGGCCGCACAUUGCAUGUCUUAUCUCAAUGAUCACCAGCCCUCUAGCCUAUGGAUACGAACCCCUUCUGCCCCCACCUCCUGGUGGUUGGACAAAAGCAAGAAUACCUUUGACGCGUACGCCUCAAGAUCAUGGCUUGUUCAUUGUGCUCAGGCUGGAAAGCUAAGACAAGAAGCACCUCUUGCAAGACACUUGCAAGGUUUCUGGUCCGCCGAAAACGAGUUUAGGGAGUUUCCUUUUGACAGACGGGUCAAAAGCUUUACCCUGCGGUAUCGCAAGUCUCUUUCGCAAUUGAUCGACGGCGGAUACAACGCCCUAGUCGUGGAUUCGAAGCCAACUCUCUUCUAACUAGCCUGUCGGUAUGACUUCAGAGAGGUCAUUGAAGCACUCUUGUCUCGGGGAUGGGACAUCAACCGACCUGUGGUGACGCAAACCGGGCUUUCCUUUGCAUGUGGCGCAAGUCACUUUGAGCUCGCAUCUUACCUGAUCGGAUGUGGCGCGA